GUCCCAUAACACCCAGAACACCUAUAGCACCCACAGCACCUACAGAAGCUACAGCACCCACAGCACCCACAGCACCUAUAGCAGCUAUAGCACCCAGAGCACCUACAGCACCUAUAGCACCUCCCACGGCACCCACAGAACCGAUAGCACCCACAGCAACCAUAGCACCCACACACCCACAGCAUCUAUCGCACCUAUAG
Messenger RNA from Falco peregrinus (peregrine falcon), 200 nucleotides. RefSeq lists its product as uncharacterized. Lineage: Eukaryota; Metazoa; Chordata; Aves; Falconiformes; Falconidae. The annotation marks the transcript as partial. The transcript is spliced from 3 exons. The record is from RefSeq and is a predicted model, not a curated record.